Messenger RNA from Vollenhovia emeryi, 713 nucleotides. Its product is annotated as protein piccolo-like. Gene Ontology annotation, cellular component: nucleosome. The transcript has 3 exons. Lineage: Eukaryota; Metazoa; Arthropoda; Insecta; Hymenoptera; Formicidae. Gene Ontology annotation, molecular function: structural constituent of chromatin; DNA binding; protein heterodimerization activity. The record is from RefSeq and is a predicted model, not a curated record. The annotation marks the transcript as partial.
AUGGUGAGGAUCCGCAAGCAGCUAGAGGCACCAUACGAACGAGGGGACCAACUCUACGGGAUGUCUGAGGGCAGACACCAAAACAGGACGGCCGAAUGUGAGGAAAUUACGACUCGUAUCUUUACGUCUUACACAUUCACGUAUUAUACCACGUCGUUUCUUACACCGGCGUACCCGCCGCCGCCGCCACCACCGGUGUACCCGAUGCCGCCGCCGCCGCCGCCGACGUACGCAACACCGGUGUACCCGACACCGGCGUACGCGACAGCGGUGUACCCGACACCGUACUCGCAGCCGACGUACUCGCAGCCGGCGUACUCGCAGCCGACGUACUCGCAGCCGGCGUACUCGCAGCCGGCGUACUCGCAGCCGGCGUACUCGCAGCCGACGUGUAUAGAUCUGAGGAAAGGCAACUACGCUGAGCGCGUCGGCGCCGGUGCGCCGGUCUAUCUCGCCGCCGUCAUGGAAUAUCUGGCGGCUGAAGUCCUCGAGUUGGCUGGAAACGCAGCCAGGGACAACAAAAAGACUAGGAUAAUCCCGCGCCACUUGCAGUUAGCCAUCUGUAACGACGAGGAACUGAACAAACUGCUGUCCGGAGUAGAACUUACGAUACGUGUUUUAAGAUUCACGUGUCACAUACACGACUACAUGUGUACACGUUCACAUACACGACUACACGUGUACACGUGUCACAUACAUACACGGAUACACGG